AUGGGUAAGAGAAGCUUUUAUGAAGACGACAGCGACGUGAUUUCCAUUCCAGGGCUUGCUACUGCUAUUCCUGAAGACUUGAAGGCAAAGGAAGGAGCCCAUGGUGAAGUGUCAUUUGUUGAUGGGAUGACAGUGAGAACAUCACCUUACUUGGAGAAAUACGCCAAUGAAGUUCGUUACUACGUACAUGAUAAAUAUACCAUCAUUGCUGCUGAAUUGGCUACUCAAAGACUGGCAUUAAGACAAGAAUGGAAUUCUGUCACUUCAUUUUUGAACAAUGAUCUUAUCAAAGAUCCCUUGUUACCAAAUUCCAUUUACAUUCUUACCAUUACCUUAUUGGGCUCAAUUGCUGCUCGUAACAGAGGUCUCCCACUUCGUUUCUUAACGCCGGCCGUCUUCGGAACUGGUGCGGUGGCUUAUUAUGCUCCCAAUACUUUUAAUGCUACUAAAAGUCAUUUGUGUCAAUUGGAAAGAGAAAACCUUCCUGAAUUGUACCAGCAACAACAACAAUUGAAAUCGCAAUGGGAUGCAUUAAAAGACAAAGGUGAUAGACUGAGUGCUCAGUUGGAAGCGGAACUUCAAAACAGUGUACACCAAACCAGAGCUUUUAUUAAAGAUUUAUUCAAGUAA
This is a messenger RNA of Lizanozyma spartinae, 630 nucleotides long. RefSeq lists its product as uncharacterized. Bases 1 to 630 code for a protein of 209 amino acids. The transcript has a single exon. The record is from RefSeq and is a predicted model, not a curated record. Gene Ontology annotation, biological process: cristae formation. NCBI's taxonomy places the organism in Eukaryota, Fungi, Ascomycota, Pichiomycetes, Serinales, Debaryomycetaceae. Gene Ontology annotation, cellular component: MICOS complex; mitochondrial crista junction.